CUUUUGCACUUUCACUACGUCUAACAAUUCUGCCGCCCCAGCUGCCGUCGCGAACGGUCACAAAUCACUCAACAAAGCAAAACCGGCAAUUGUCACGCAUCAAGCGGCCUAAACUCAAUAAAAUUAGCUAUCUGCAGCAUACCCACCCGAAGACUCAUGGGUCGAACCUAAUGCAAAUGCAAAUGCGAUUCUUUAAUUUAGUGCAAUUGGUAACGUCGAAGCAUCAGCAACGCGUCAAAUUCAAUAAAUACUGAAAAAAUUUAAAUGGAAUUGAAAAUUUGAAAAAAAAAAAAAUAAAUAAAAGUGGAUUGCCUCAAAUCAGUAUUUGAGAUUCGUUCGUAUACUUUUGCGCCGGACUUUGAAGAAAGUGCAGCCUCUCCACCGCCGCCGCCCAAAAUCACCACAUCCACGAUGAAACGUUUCAAUUGUUUUAGUUUACGUUCAUUUGGCUUUGUUGUAGCCGGCUUUGAUAUCAUUGUAGCUCUAUGUACGCUGGCACUUUGUUCCUGGUAUCUGUGGACCGAUAUUGUUCAUGUAUUUUAUUGGCCUCAGGACGAGGUGAAAAUAUUAAGUCCGCUAAGUAAUUUCAUUGCAACAAUGGUUGAUUAUAUUCUCGUGCAUAAUUUCUCCAAUGCAUUCUAUAUGGUUUUGGCUGUUACUGUUUGGGUGAAAUCGUUGAUUAAUUUAAUAGUUGCUUCUAUACUCAUGGAUGGUAUAAGAAAGCGUCUUGUUUGCAUUGCUCCCUGGCUCAUAAACACCAGCAUUUCGAUUGCCAUUGAGAUAGCCGUAUUCGUUUUCAUGGUAAUCAAAAUGAAUGAAUUCGAAGAGGAAAUAGCAUUGGAUCGACGCAUUGUGCACAGUGUGAUUUUUGGUGUAUUUAUGGUUUUUAAUGCGCUCUCGGUGUUCGGCAUAUUUGCAUUAUACAAAAUGCUCAAAGCUACCGCUAAUGAGAAUCGUACACUACAGGAGAGUAUUGUGGAAGCAGCUGGUCUCUAUCAGCAUGUUAAAGUUUAA
This is a messenger RNA of Anastrepha obliqua, 1014 nucleotides long. RefSeq lists its product as uncharacterized. The coding region runs from base 412 to 1014 and encodes 200 amino acids. The transcript is spliced from 4 exons. Lineage: Eukaryota; Metazoa; Arthropoda; Insecta; Diptera; Tephritidae. The record is from RefSeq and is a predicted model, not a curated record.